CCGGCGGGGACGCCUCUCGCUCUCGCUCGUCUUUGUUGCUGAUUCUGAGGAGGAGGAGGAGGAGGAGGCCAAGGCCAACUCUUCUUUUUUCCCUCCAGGAUUUGGGCACCAGCUUCGUUUGCGUUGCGUCGUCAGUGCGUGUGGCGUGGGAUUUGAUUUGAAUUCUGGCUCCGCGUCAUGCUUUCCGCAGAUUCCUUGACCUUUCUCUAUUUUUCAUUCACAAUCAUGAAACAUGCUUCCCGCGCACGUCUCUGUUUUCCCUUUCGCUCGUCGAUCCUCUGUUCUGUUCGUAGACGGUAGUAGCGCGUGGCUUUUGACCAAUGGAUGCAAGCAUUUUUUUCCUCUGGUGACUUUCAGUUCAAUUGAAAUAAGAAUUCAUCUACGUUUCUUUCUUUCUUUCUUUCUUGUUGAUCAAUCAAGCGUAUUGAUCUCUUAUAGCAGCAGGUUACUCUGCUUUCGAAUUGGUUUCAUUCAGGAGGCGGAGCCGGUCCAUUGAAUUCGACCGGGGCAGGCAGGAGAUUCGGUUCGGUUCGGGCACCUUCUUCUUCAACAAGCAAAGGGAUCAGGCGAUACCAAAUGUGGCGUACCUGUGGGAUGUGCUAGGAUCCGGAUUCCUCUCCUCCAGAUUUCUCUGAUCCACCUGGAGAAUACGGGACCAUCUCGUUGGUGGCGGCAGGCAGCGAACCACGUCUCCACCAAGCCACCGAUCCGCCGCCGCCUCCUGCUGUGCGCGCAUCGCGCGGCCCGCGCUCGCCCCAUCGUCUCCCGCCGCCGCCUGCCUGCCUGCCUGCCGGAGCCCCUCUGCCCUCCCUCGUGACUUCGAGAGGAGGAGGAGGAGGAGGACAAGAUAGAUGGACGACGAGGAUUACUCGUGGGUGCGGCGGACGCGCUUCUCCCACUCCGUCGUCCGCUCCAACUCCGGGAGGGAGCAGUUCGGCGCCUUCGUCGAGCAGUUCAACCGCGGCGCCGCGCUCAGGCACAAGGGCGCCGCGUCCGGGUUCAAGCUCCACGGCCUCAACAUGGAGCCAGGGACCACGAGGUUCUCCACCUCCUCCGUUCCGGUUCCGAUUCCGAUUCCGACGACCACCUCGCUCUGCGCCAAGCCCAAGGACAUGUCCUCGUCACCAGACGCCAACAAGCCGCGGGUGCAGCACGAGCACGACAAGGCGGCGGCAGCCAGCGAUCGCCCGGCGUCGCAACAGCCAUCAGCGACGCAGGACGGUGCCAAGGCUGCGACUGCGAACAGGAAGAAAGGAAGCGGCAGCAACCUCAGCGUGGCCGUCGUCCCUCGGGAAGAACAACCCGCGGUUCGGAGCGCGGAGGAGGAUGACGAGCGCCCCGGAGCCGCGCCCGAGUUCUCCUUCCACCCCGACGAGCAGAGCCUGACGCUGCAGCGAGCGUGUUCAAGCCCUGCUCCGUUCCCGCGGAAGAAAACAACGCCCGGCGAUGACGACGCCGCGCUCACGCGCAGCUCGUCGCUUAGCGUGCUCGGUGAGGCGCCCAAGACGACGAAGCAGAGGGCGGUGUCGCCCCUCCCGACGCGCCACGUUCCCGAAGUGUUUCAAGAGGCCAAAUCUGCCACCAAGAGGUUCUCCACGCCGCCGCCGUCCCGGAGAGCCGCGUCUGAGAUGGAACGGAAUGGGUGCCCGCCACCAGCGCCGGUGACGACGGUCAGGGCUCCGGGCAAGCUCAAGCAUAGGAAGGAGGGCCACGGCCAUGCCAGCUGGAGGACGAAGGUUUCUGCGCUGGAGGUGCUCGAGAAAUGGUCCGUCGAUCGCUCUCAGCUGCUCAUUGGGCACAGAUUCGCGUCAGGGGCUCACAGCCGGUUGUUCCACGGAAUCUACAAGGAGCAGCCUGUUGCUGUCAAGUUCAUCAGACUGCCUGAUGACGAGGAAGAUGCAGAGCUGGCUGCUCAGCUUGAGAAGCAGUUCCACACGGAGGUCACCACUCUGUCACGCCUCAAUCAUCCUAAUGUCAUCAAGCUGGUUGGAGCAUGCAGCAGUCCACCAGUAUUCUGUGUCAUCACUGAAUUCCUUUCUGGUGGUUCUCUGAGAGCGUUUUUGCACAAGCUGGAUCACAAAGCUCUUCCUCUGGGCAAGAUCAUCUCAAUUAGCUUGGAUAUCGCACGCGGCAUGUCAUACCUUCACUCGCAGGGAGUUGUCCAUCGUGAUGUGAAGCCAGAGAACAUCAUAUUCGAUGAGGAAUUUUGUGCAAAGAUUGUUGAUUUUGGAAUAGCUUGCGAACAAGAGUACUGUGACCCUCUGGCAAAUGACACUGGGACAUUUAGAUGGAUGGCUCCAGAGAUGAUGAAGCACAAACCGUACGGUCGAAAAGUCGAUGUCUACAGCUUUGGCCUUAUCUUGUGGGAAAUGUUUUCUGGAACGAUACCAUAUGAAGAGCUGAACCCAUUUCAAGCAGCUUUUGCUGUUUUUGACAAGAAUGUGAGGCCGGUGAUUCCUACUAGCUGCCCAGCACCAGUACGGCUUCUAAUUGAGCAAUGUUGGGCCUCGCAUCCGGAGAAGCGGCCUGACUUCUCUCAAAUAGUUCAGAUACUGGAGAAGUUUAAGAGUGUUCUUGACAGAGAUGGCACACUCGACAAUAUGCCAAGCUCGAUCUGCCAGCUGGAGACUCACGAUCACAAGAACUGGCUUGCUCAUUGGGUCCAAAAGCUCAAACAUAGCCAUCCUGAUCUCUCUGGGCCGCCUCCGCCAAAACUGUUGUAACUAUUCACCGUUCUGUACCUUCCCUCCCUUUCAAACCCUGCUAAUCCCAUAGGUAACAAAAUGUAAUUUCAGUUAUUUUCUGUCUAUAGAUAGAUUAAAAAAAAAGAUUAGUAGCACAGUUAGCACUUGCUUCGCUUCACCACGGUGUUCUCUUUCAAUACACAACAAAAUGUGAAUACAAAGGUUGCUGAGAAUGCUUCUUCAAGGGCUUGAAAUGAUUGAUAUCGUCACAUAAGAACUCAUGUGACUUUUGGGCACACAUUGAUAUACACACAUUCUUGUUUCGCCAAAAAAAAAGAUAUACACGCAUUCCUUCAUGAGCCUGCAAUGUUCCUUGUUUAGCUUGUCCAUAUUAUUUACUAUAGUAGAAGACUUGUCAUGUGUAUUUUGACUAGUAACAGAGCUUUUUACAUGCUUGGUGCUGUUGCA
Molecule: messenger RNA, 3152 nt
Organism: Sorghum bicolor (sorghum)
Lineage: Eukaryota; Viridiplantae; Streptophyta; Magnoliopsida; Poales; Poaceae
Product: serine/threonine-protein kinase A-Raf
Exons: 3
Coding region: 852-2723 (623 amino acids)
Biological process (GO): protein phosphorylation
Molecular function (GO): protein kinase activity; ATP binding
Source: RefSeq, a predicted model, not a curated record